Messenger RNA from Myotis brandtii (Brandt's bat), 909 nucleotides. RefSeq names its product nuclear receptor subfamily 0, group B, member 1 (gene NR0B1). Gene Ontology annotation, molecular function: transcription corepressor activity; transcription factor binding. Gene Ontology annotation, cellular component: cytoplasm; nucleus. The record is from RefSeq and is a predicted model, not a curated record. Lineage: Eukaryota; Metazoa; Chordata; Mammalia; Chiroptera; Vespertilionidae. The transcript is spliced from 2 exons. The annotation marks the transcript as partial. Gene Ontology annotation, biological process: negative regulation of transcription by RNA polymerase II.
CCCGCGGUGGGCAGAGAGGGUCUGGCGCUCCUGUAUCGCUGCUGCUUUUGCGGCCAACAGCACCCGCGGGCCAGCAUCUUCUACAACCUGCCCGCGAGCUCAAAACAAAUGCACGCGGCUCAGCCAGUGGCGCUGCCGGGGGCCCCCUGGUGGAACCCCUGGAGCGGCGCACAGCGGCGGGUGGCCCUCCAGAAUCCACAGGUGGUCUGCGAGGCAGCCUCGGCGGCCCUGCUGAGGACCAUGCGCUUCGUCAAGUACUUACCCUGUUUCCAGGUUCUGCCCCUGGACCAGCAGCUGGUGCUGGCGCGCAGCGGCUGGGCACCGCUGCUCAUGCUCGAGCUGGCCCAGGACCGCAUUAACUUCGAGAUCACGGAGACCUUGGAGCCCGGUUGGCUGCAGAGUGUCCUCACCACCAGGCGGCGGGAGACCGAGGGCGACGAGCCGCAACCUCUCCCUACACCGCAGGAGCGUUCGAUCCCGCCAACAGAGGCCAGGCUUUUGCCGUCAGCCGCUGAGGUCCAGGCUAUUAAAGGCUUCCUUACCAAGUGCUGGAGCUUGGGCAUCACUGCCAAGGAGUACGCCUACCUCAAGGGGAUCGUGCUCUUUACCCCGGACCUGCCAGGCCUGCGGUGUGUGAAGUAUAUUCAGGGACUUCAGUGGGGAACUCAGCAGAUCCUUGGCGAACACACCAGGAUGAUGUACAGAGGGUACCAUGUCAGAGUCGCUGAACUGAAUAGCGUCCUUUUCCAGCUUAGAUUCAUCAGUGCCAAUGCUGUUACUGAACUGUUCUUCAGGUCCAUCAUCGGCGCUGUCAGCAUGGAUGAUAUGAUGCUGGAAAUGCUCUGUACGACUUUAUAAAGGCAUCUAUGGGCCACACAAGUGCAGUUCACCAUGAAGCGAUAAGGAGUA